UUCUUAGAGCUCCCAAUGUGCCUCUCUAGCUGUUUUGAGUACACCAAGUUAUUAUGUAAUUACAGUUUUUCUGUGUCGUUAUCAAUACACAGUGUAAACAUGCUUUUAGGCUGCCAGUGGUUUGAUACAGCUUUAUUUCUCCAUUGUGUCUGCUUAGGAUAAACUACAGCACUGUGGCCAGCCACUCACUGGCUGAUCGGCAAUUUCAUCUGAACUCAAGGUUGUAACUGACUUUAAGUUAUAAAUAAGGACUGAGAGUGUUUCCUCUGAAAAUCUUUAUAAUUACAGUGAAGUAUUCACAAAUUCUUUUUAUAUGGAAUACCGGCUUAUACAGACCCUUGGCACAAACUAAAUCUAUUGUGACCUAUACACUGUGAAAAAGCUGAAGGUUAAUCCUUGACCUUUCAUCAAAUUAGCCACGUCCUUCAGGGGUUUCAGUUUCCAUAGAUCUAUGGAUGAUAAGGUCAGACAGUGCUCCGUGGUUAGAGAGGCUGAAUUCUUUCAUCUUGUCCAAGGUUACUGCAUUUGCAAAUUUACUAAAGGGAGUUCGUUUAAAAUGUAACAGGUUAAUACUUCCUUUUAAGGCUUAUUUGACCAUUUUAUUUUGAAGUUGUGAAGUGAAUUUUGUUCAUUGGAUUAAGGAAACAGCCUUGGCCCAAAUGUUGAGUCAUUAGAUUGGAUUUUCUGUUAGCUGCCAGAGCAAGAUCUAUAGAGCUCCACGGUGGAAUUCACAAAGUGUUGGACUAUUUUGAACUCUGUUGUAAGUACCGUUGCAGUGAGCACAAAGUGCUAUUCAUAGUCCAGAUACCUGAGACACUUGGCAAAUCAAAAGCUCCGCCUUUAAUUUCCUUAGAGAGUAAAUCAGUGACAUUCGUCUGAAAUAAUUGCAACUUUGAAAGACAGACUGAAUUUCACAGCUACAUAUAGCGUUGGGAUAGCAUUCAAUUCUUCUUUUUGUGUGUACCUCCUCAUGCUCAGCCUGCUCAUGUUUCAUUCAUUUAAGCCCAGUUUCGUGUCCACGUACACAGCCCAGAAUCCCAUUGGACAUAUCCAGUUUCAUGUUAAAACAGAGUUCAUUGUUCACUGUGAUGAUACUGAACACUGAAACAGUGCGUCUGUUGUCAUGCCACAGUCCAGCAUUAUCUCCCACUUAUCUGGUGCAUUUUAUUAAGAAAGCUGAAUAAGUGGGUUGUCCAGGUUGGUCCUGCUCCCUCAGCAGGUGGGACGGGCUACAGUGCCACUUUGGAUCUUCCAGCCUUUCACAUAGACCUGAACAAGCUGAAUCGCAGCACAGAGUGUGUAUUUGCGGAGGCAGAAGAUGGUUUUUCUAACGACCAAAAUAAUGCAAAGGACUGCACUCUUUGUGACGUUUGGUGGUUUGGUUACAUCUCUGAUCACCACCUUCCUUCCCCUGUGGAAGACAAUGAACUCUGACCUGAAUGAGGUGGAGAACUGGUUCUCUGGGCUGUGGCACACCUGCCUCUACACAGAGGAGGUGGGAAUUCAGUGUAAGGCCUACGAGUCCGUCCUCGGACUCCCGAUGGACCUGCAGAUCUCCAGGGUGCUCAUGUCGGUGUCUAUAGGUACUGGAGGUUUAGCAGUGUUGGCUGCUUUCCCAGGUCUGGAAGGGGUCGAGAUGUGCCUGGGCCAGCCUGCCCUGAAGAGAGGGCUUCUCAUCCUCAGCGGGGUGCUGUCCUGGGUGUCGGGCCUCACCACUCUGGCUCCUGUCUCUAUCGUGGCCUACACCACUGUGGUGGAAUUCUGGGAUGAGGGUUUUCCUGAUGUGAUGCCACGCUGGGAGUAUGGGGAGGCAAUGUUCUCUGGAUGGUUUGGAGGUUUUGCUCUGGUCAUCGGAGGGACCCUGUUCUUUGUGGCUGUGUGCAUGGGAGACUACGACCAACGGCCACCAAGUGUCCCAAACAGCCCGCAGGUGAAGCACAGGACGCAGCACUACCUGAAGACAGAGGUUUUAUAAAUUUCUUACUGUGAAAUGUGUGUCAUCUAUGCCUUCAUGUACUUCGAAUGGAAGCCUGUCAACUUGUGCCCUUUGACUGAUGAGAUAAUGACCUUGCUUGUGAACUAUUUCAGUAGUUCUGAAACGAAUUAACAUGUUUCUGACAGAAGUAGCAUGGGAAGCAAAAAGAUUGUCCCCAUUAAGUGAUGCAACUGUGAUGAGAAUCAAACUGUUAUCACAAACUA
Molecule: messenger RNA, 2199 nt
Organism: Lates calcarifer (barramundi perch)
Lineage: Eukaryota; Metazoa; Chordata; Actinopteri; Centropomidae
Gene: cldn26
Product: claudin 26
Exons: 1
Coding region: 1319-1975 (218 amino acids)
Biological process (GO): bicellular tight junction assembly; cell adhesion
Cellular component (GO): plasma membrane; bicellular tight junction
Molecular function (GO): structural molecule activity
Source: RefSeq, a predicted model, not a curated record